CCAAAAUUGCCCAAAGAAGAAAGUGAAGAAACAUACAUGAUAAGUAAUCAGCAUACAGCCAUUCUUACCAAUGCCAAAUCAUCAACUUAAGCUACCUAAGAUUGAUUGCGUUGGAAAUGUGCUUUCAACCUUUCAGGAAAUUAUUGUUUUGGUGAUACUUCAACCUGCAUACCGUUCUGUUUGUCAGCUAUGGCGAGUUGCGUAGACCUGGUCGUCAAGAAUUAUUUACUAAUGAAAACUGUUUACCAACUCCCUUAAGACUCUUCAUAGAAAGACCACAAACAGUCGAGUAUAUAAAUACAGCAUCAUUUCAGUUCUGAACAUACUCGUUCCACUCCAUUCCUCAAUACCACCAGCCUCAUACAAUCUUCACAACCACUUCCCCAAAACAUGUCAACAUUCAAAAACAUCGCCCUCUGGGGCAUAGGCGGCCAAAACAUCGGCUCCUCCAUCCUCACCGCUCUCCUCGCAGACAACUCCUACAACCUAACAAUCAUCGCCCGCGAAUCCUCAACCUCAACCUACGCCCCCUCCCUCCCCCUCAUCCGCGUCUCCGACGACCUCUCGCACAGCAGCCUCGUCUCCGCGCUCCGCAACCAAGACGUCCUCAUCUCCGCCGUCGGCUUCGCCGGUCUCUCCUCGCAGCUCAACCUCGCGCGCGCCGCUAUCGAAGCCGGCGUAAAACGGUUCAUACCGUCCGAAUACGGAUUCGAUAAUGCGGAUCCGAAGAAUGCUGCUUUGUCGCCGAUUUUUCGGCCGAAGCAUGAGCUGGAGAAACAGUUAGUUGAGCUGGUGAAGCAGAAUCCGGGGUUCACGUGGACGGCGCUGGCGACGGGCAUUUGGCUUGAUUGGGCGCUCGAUGUCAAGUUUAUUGAUAUUGAUCCUGAAGCCCAUCAGGUGGUGUAUUGGGAUGAGGGGACGCAGGCACCGAGUAUGACGACGUUGGAGUAUACUGCGCAGGCAGUUAUCCAGGUGUUGAAACAUCCGGCGCAGUUUAGAAAUCAGCGGGUGUUUAUGGAGGCGUUUGCUGCGAGUCAGAGGGAUGUGGUGGAGGAGCUGGAGAGGGUGCAGGGGGUUGAGUAUGAGAGUCAGAGGAUUGAUGGGAGGGAGAAGGUUAGGGAAGUUAUGGGGGUCUUGGAGAAGGGGUUUGAGUUGCAGGCUGCGCUUGCGACGGUCAGGGCUGAGCUUUUUGUGGGAGAGUAUAAGGCGGAUUUUGUGAGGAGUGGGAAGGAGCCUAUUCUUGAGAGGGUGGUGGAUAUGCCGAAGAUUACGUUGAGGGAUGUUGUCAGGGAGUAUGUUGCUAGGCAUUAGAGAGAACUUGUAAUUUUACAAAGCAGGAAAU
Molecule: messenger RNA, 1342 nt
Organism: Mollisia scopiformis
Lineage: Eukaryota; Fungi; Ascomycota; Leotiomycetes; Helotiales; Mollisiaceae
Product: NAD(P)-binding protein
Exons: 1
Coding region: 391-1311 (306 amino acids)
Molecular function (GO): oxidoreductase activity
Source: RefSeq, a predicted model, not a curated record